This is a messenger RNA of Thunnus maccoyii (southern bluefin tuna), 2362 nucleotides long. It is a transcript of the gene crata, whose product is annotated as carnitine O-acetyltransferase a. NCBI's taxonomy places the organism in Eukaryota, Metazoa, Chordata, Actinopteri, Scombriformes, Scombridae. Gene Ontology annotation, molecular function: carnitine O-acetyltransferase activity. Gene Ontology annotation, cellular component: peroxisome. Gene Ontology annotation, biological process: carnitine metabolic process, CoA-linked. The transcript has 14 exons. Bases 197 to 2110 code for a protein of 637 amino acids. The record is from RefSeq and is a predicted model, not a curated record.
CACUUAUUUCAUUUAUGGUGGCACAGAGAAUUCACAGCUGAGCAAUUUGACCCACAUUGUGUUCGACAGUUGUCCUGUGUGGUGGAGAAGUCAGAGGUGCUUUGACCAAAGGUCGAUAACAUAUUGAACUAAACAAAUUUUUCAUCCUGUUAGGGGACCGACAGAGCUCAGUCUGUGGGCGUUUCUUUGAUGCAGAAUGUGGGGCAUUUGCAGCAGAACUAUGGCGAAGGUGGGGAUGGCGAAACCCUGUGGCUUGAUUAAACCUGGUCACUUGGUGAAGCCUGUAUCGGUGACCCGGGUCACCGGCAGAUACCUGACCCACCAGGAGGGACUGCCCGGUCUGCCUGUCCCCCCUCUGCAGCAGACCUGUGAGCGCUACCUUACCGCCCUGGAGCCCAUCGUGGAGGUAGAUGAGCUGAAACACACAAAAAAGAUGGUGGACGAGUUUCAGAAGCCUGGAGGGAUUGGAGAGAAACUGCAGACAGGCCUGGAGAGGAGAGCACGCAACACAGAGAACUGGUUGUCAGAGUGGUGGGUUCAGGUGGCUUAUCUAGACUACCGGCUGCCUGUGGUGGUCCAUUCAAGUCCUGGGUUGGUCUUGCCCCGCAUGAACUUCCAUGAUAAGCAAGGACAAAUAAGGUUUGCUGCCAAACUGAUAGCAGGUGUUUUGGACUUCAAGACAAUGAUUGACAAUGAGACAUUGCCAGUUGAGUACCUGGGUGGGAAGCCGCUGUGUAUGAAUCAGUACUAUGAAGUGCUCUCAUCCUGCCGCAUCCCUGGUCUGAAGAGAGAUUCUGUGGUGAACCAUGCCAAGAGCUCCAAGCCCCCCAAACACAUCACUGUAGUACACAACUUCCAGUUCUUUGUGCUGGACGUGUAUAACAGUGAUGGGACUCCACUGACAGCUGAUCAGCUCUGUGUGCAGCUGGAGAGGAUCUGCAGCUCUUCACUACAGACCAGCAUGGAGCCUGUUGGCAUCCUCACCACCCAGCAUCGUGACUCUUGGGGCAAAGCCUAUGUCAACCUAAUCAAGGAUAAGACCAACAAAGAAUCUGUGUCGGCUAUCCAAAGGAGCAUCUUUACAGUUUGUCUGGAUGGAGCGAUGCCUCGAGUGUCUGAGGACACAUACCGCAGCUGUGCUGCCGUCCAGAUGCUGCAUGGAGGAGGCAGCCAGUGGAACAGUGGCAACCGCUGGUUUGACAAGACGCUACAGUUCAUUAUUGGAGAAGAUGGGACAUGUGGUGCGAACUACGAGCAUGCGCCAGCUGAGGGCCCACCCAUCGUUGCCUUGAUUGACCAUGUUGUAGAAUACACGAGGAAGCCAGAGAUGGUGCGGUCUCCCAUGGUGCCUUUGCCCAUGCCCAAGAAACUACACUUCAACAUCACACCUGAGAUCAAGAAAGACAUUGAGGAGGCCAAGCAGAGCAUGAACAUACUGGCUCAGGACCUGGAUGUGAGGGUUAUGGUCUUUAGCCACUUUGGGAAAAAUGUCCCAAAGACCCACAAGAUGAGCCCUGAUGCUUUUAUACAGAUGGCGCUCCAGCUGGCCUACUACAGGAUGUAUCAGCGGUGCUGUGCCACAUAUGAAAGUGCCUCCUUGCGUAUGUUCAGACUGGGCCGCACAGAUACGAUCCGAUCAGCCUCAAGUGCCUCAGCUGCCUUUGUCAAGGCCUUUGAUGACUCUAGCAAACAGAACACAGAGAAGGUCGAUCUAAUGGAGAAAGCUGUAAAAGCACACAGGUCUUAUACUAAUAUGGCAGUCAGUGGUCAGGCCAUAGACAGACACCUCUUGGGUCUUAAGAUGCAGGCUGUCGAGGAAAAACUCUCCAUUCCUGAUCUCUUCACAGACAGCGCCUACGCCAAAGCUUUACACUACCAGCUCUCUACAAGUCAGGUACCAUCCAAGACCGACUGCGUCAUGUGUUUCGGCCCGGUUGUACCCAACGGAUACGGCGUGUGCUAUAAUCCCAUGAACGAUCACAUCAACUUUGCAGUGUCGUCUUUUAACACCUGUAAAGAAACGAAUACAGCACAUCUGGCCCAAGCUGUGGAGGGUGCACUGAUGGAUAUGAGGACACUGCUGGAACAAACACCAAGAGCCAAACUGUGAAGCUCCGCCAGACUUAACUAACCUCUUGGUGGAUGAAGUGGACACUACAGGGCUAGUCUCAGUGACAACUCUAAUGGCAAAGAUUUGAUAGGAAAACCACUCCCAGUGUGAUCAAGUGACAUUUGGAAGACUGCACACCACCCUUGGUUAUUGAUCAUCAUUAUGCACUUUAAAUUAUGCUGUGAUUUCUGCUGUGCAAUGACUGAGAGGUGCUUUUCCACUGGCGGUACAAUACAAAGGCAUAUAAUAUUA